Molecule: messenger RNA, 1437 nt
Organism: Drosophila ficusphila
Lineage: Eukaryota; Metazoa; Arthropoda; Insecta; Diptera; Drosophilidae
Product: glycoprotein-N-acetylgalactosamine 3-beta-galactosyltransferase 1
Exons: 4
Coding region: 1-1080 (359 amino acids)
Cellular component (GO): membrane
Molecular function (GO): N-acetylgalactosaminide beta-1,3-galactosyltransferase activity
Source: RefSeq, a predicted model, not a curated record
AUGGAAGGGGAGUAUAUCGCACUGGGUAUCGGCUGCCAGGGAAAACACCGCUCCGCCAGGCAGCUCUCCGGAAGUCAGGUGCUCCUGUUGCUCCUCCUCAGUGGCAGUCUGCUGAUCGUCUUUUAUGCCUACUGGGAUGUGAUGAUGCUCACCGCAGGAGCUGUGCCACUGACCAAACACGCAGAUUCCCGCCGUUUCUCGGAGGCUCUGGGUAACGAAACGUUGGCGGAGAAGCUCCACCGGGAAGUAAGAGUCCUGUGCUGGGUUCUGACAACACCAAAGUACCACAAAACGAGGGCCAUUCACGUUUUGCGGACUUGGGGAAAACGAUGCAACAAGAUCUACUUCAUGACCUCCGAACCGGACGACGAGCUGCCCACGGUGGUCCUCACCAAACCGGACAAGUACGAGGUGCUCUGGGGCAAGACCAAGGAGGCGUUCACCACCAUUUACGAGCGGAUGCUCGACGAGGCCGAUUGGUUCCUCAAGGCAGACGACGACACAUUCGUGUUUCUGGAGAACUUGCGAUACAUGCUCUAUCCGUACUCCCCAAACACUUCGAUUUAUUUCGGAUUCAACUACAAGAUGGUUGGCAACCAUCAGAAGAACGAGUCUUAUAUGUCAGGGGGAAGUGGCUACGUGCUGAGUCGCGAGGCUCUAAGGACCUUCGUCGAGGGCCUGAAUAAUAGUGCCAAGUGCCGCCAGGAGGACGAUCACCCCGAGGAUAUGGAGAUGGGCAGGUGCCUGUUCAAUUUGGGGGUCAAGGCGGGGGACUCUCGCGACGAGGAGCUGCGCAACCGCUUCUAUCCAGUGGCUCCUUUCGGGGCUCUGCUCUCGGGGAAUGUAGCCAUGGACUUCUGGCUGUACAGAUACGCCUUUUACAAUCCCAGAUCCUGCAUGGACUGCCUGUCGGAGUACCCGGUGGCCUUCCACUACGUGAACAGCAAGCAGCUGUACGUGUACGAGUACUUCAACUACCAGCUCCAGUUGGCCGGACGGGAGCAGGUGGUGGAGCGGCUGCCCGGGAGGAUCAGGGAGGAGGAGCUGGUCAUCCCCGAGAGCGACAAUCCGGUGACCUAGGUGGCCGCCAUCCCCCCGCUGCCCCUUCCCCAUUCGCCAACAACAAUCUCUACUUUUUUCAUCUCUCUUUUUUUUUUUUUGGUAUGCUUAUCGUAUAUUUAAUAUAUUAUGGGUACAAGGCGGACGUGCCAAGGCUGCCAGAUGCUGUCCUGUUGCGAGUCCUCGUCCUUGCCCGAUCCACGUCCUAGUUUAUCUAUUCAUGUAUUUAUUAUUGAGCAGCUCGUGGCAGACGGGCCACACAAAGGCUACCAAAGGACAAUGCUGGCCAUUAGGAUGGACCUUCACUAGUGAUUCAAAAAGAAGUCAUAAGAAAAAACACUUUUUGGCACGAUAUUAUGUUUUUGGAUAGAAUAUUUA